AUGGGAAAGCGAGCAGCAGAAGACCAUGGUGCUGGCUCUAAAAAGAAGUACCGCUUCUCAACAGGUAUUGUCGAGCCGUGUGUAUCAGGAAUAUAUGCUACGUGUGCUCGAAAACACGAGAAACAAGCCGCCCAAGAACUAGCCGAUCUUUUCCAGGAAAAGGUGGAGGAAUACUAUGGCGAUGAGGAACUGAACAAUGGAAACGGAGAAAGCGAGUUGGAAAAAGAGCUGUCAGUUGAAGAUCAGAUUAACAAAGAACUGGAGUCUCUAAAAUCUCAGAAUACUGAUCCUCGCAACAAGGAGCUUUUGCGAUUUGUGGACCUCAACUGCGAAUGUGUGGUGUUCUGCAAAACCCGGAAACCUAUAGUUCCAGAAAAGUUUGUCCAUAGAAUCAUGCAGGAAUUUGCUGAUCCAAAAACAAGCCACAAGAGAACUAGAUACGUACAGAAGUUGACGCCUGUCAGUUUCUCGUGUAAUGCAUCGCUGUCCGAGUUAUCGAAGUUAGCUCAACGUGUCCUCGAACCGCAUUUCCACAGGAAGGACUCUCCGCCGUUGAAGUUUGCGAUUGAGGUAGUUCGUCGAAAUUUCAACACUAUAGAUAAGUUGGAAAUCAUCAAGGCAGUUGCCAAAGAGGUGGGAAAAGACGGUGAGAUGCCGCACACGGUGGAUUUGAAAAAUUACGAUAAACUCGUGCUUGUCGAGUGUUUCAAAAACAACAUCGGUAUGUCGGUGGUGGACAGCGACUAUCGUGACGCGCUCAAGAAGUACAAUAUACAGCAGAUCUUUUUGGCCAAAAUCCACCCAGAUUCGAACGAAGAUUCGACAAGCACUACUAAAUAA
Lachancea lanzarotensis is the source of this 840-nucleotide messenger RNA. It is a transcript of the gene TAN1, whose product is annotated as LALA0S06e08064g1_1. Gene Ontology annotation, biological process: tRNA modification. Gene Ontology annotation, molecular function: RNA binding. The transcript has 2 exons. Bases 1 to 840 code for a protein of 279 amino acids. Lineage: Eukaryota; Fungi; Ascomycota; Saccharomycetes; Saccharomycetales; Saccharomycetaceae. The record is from RefSeq and is a predicted model, not a curated record.